CCCCCUUCCCACUUCCCCUACCCACUCACUCUCUCUCUAAAACCUCCAUAUUUGAGGCUAGAGAGAGAAACCAAAACACACCUUUAACAUACACUCUUUUGUGCCCUUCUUCAUUUGAGUGAAAAAAAAGUGAGGUUUCUUUUUUUUUUUUUAAUUGUUUGAAUUUAAAGCACAAAAAUGAAUAAACCAACAAAACCCAUAUCAAGCCCAGGAAGAACAACAACAACAACAACAGAGAAGUUCCCACCGCCAUUGAUGAGGUUUUUAAGAAGCAACGUGGGAAACAAGAGCAGAAGAAGGUCACGUGCCAGCCCUAUGUUCGUUAGAAAGAAAAACACACUAAUCGAGACCACACAAGAACCAUCUUCACCUAAAGUCACGUGCAUCGGCCAAGUCCGUGUCAGCCGCUCCAAGAAAAAAAACCACAAAACCACCACCGCCACCACAACCAACCACCACCACCGCAACCGCCUCUGCCGUUGCCUUAGAACCAUCAAACCGUUCUCGUGUACAAACGUUUGGUCCAAAUGGGUAACUUUAUUUCGAUGCUGGAAAUGCGGAAACUCCAGAACAAACACAAACAACGCACCCCAACACCAGCAACACCAACAAGAAGAAAACCACCAAGGAGAAGAACAAAAACAAGAACGGGUCUCGUUCUUUCGAUGCUGCGGGAGUUAUAAAAACUCCAGAAAACACAAACAACACCAGCAGAAGCAACAUCUUCACCAACAAGAGCAACACCAACAAGAAGAAAACCUCCAAGAAGAAGAAGAACAAAAACAAGAACUGGUCUCGUUCUUUCGAUGCGGGAGUUAUAAAAACUCCGGAAAACACAGACAACACCAACAGAAGCAACAUGUUGAGCAACACCAACAAGGAGAAAACCACCAAGAAGGAGAAGAAAAACAAAAACAAGAACUGAUCUCGUUCUUCCGGAGUUAUAAAAACUCCGGAAAAAUCAAACAAGAACACCAAAAAGAACCAGAAGAUGAUGUACAGCAUGUAACACCAACAGAAGUUGAUAAUAUAAAUGAAAGUUUGAUAUCACGAACGCCGCCGAAGAACGCGUUCUUGUUGACGAGGUGUAGAUCUGCACCGUACAGGUCGUCUUCAUUGGCGAACAUAUUUAGGGAAUCAAUGAUGGAGAAAAGUGAUGAAGAAGUUGAAGAUACAAUGAAAGAGUUGAAGAUUGAAAAGGAAGAUGAAGAAGAUGAAGAAGAUGAAGAAGAAGAAGAUGUAGGUACAUGUAAUGAAGGUGAAGAAUUAAAAGAAGUGCCAUUGAUUCUGGGCAGGUGUAAAUCAGAACCAGCAAGAACAUGGGAUCAAUUACUUCGUGUAUGAGUUUGACUUAAUUAACUGUGAUUAGUUGGUUAUUUUUAUUU
Messenger RNA from Helianthus annuus (common sunflower), 1385 nucleotides. Its product is annotated as protein kinase 4. The record is from RefSeq and is a predicted model, not a curated record. Bases 178 to 1344 code for a protein of 388 amino acids. The transcript has a single exon. Lineage: Eukaryota; Viridiplantae; Streptophyta; Magnoliopsida; Asterales; Asteraceae.